This is a messenger RNA of Fopius arisanus, 2150 nucleotides long. Its product is annotated as TBC1 domain family member 20. Gene Ontology annotation, molecular function: GTPase activator activity. Bases 268 to 1539 code for a protein of 423 amino acids. Gene Ontology annotation, cellular component: endoplasmic reticulum membrane. Gene Ontology annotation, biological process: endoplasmic reticulum to Golgi vesicle-mediated transport; positive regulation of GTPase activity. The record is from RefSeq and is a predicted model, not a curated record. Lineage: Eukaryota; Metazoa; Arthropoda; Insecta; Hymenoptera; Braconidae. The transcript is spliced from 5 exons.
UUUUGACACAAUAGUAUCGUAAAAAGAGGAGAACAGGCGACAACAAUUAGAGAUGCCUGUCAAAAAUCUAUCGUUGCCAUCAUAAAACAUUAACCAUAUGUUUCAAUAAAUAUUUAGAUCCGUAAAUUAUUCAACUGAACAUUUAACAACUAAUAUGGAUUAACCUAAAUACAACAAGUUCAUAGAGACUUUGGAGGAUGGAUAAUUGUUGGGUUUAAUAUAAAAAUUGUUCGUAGGAGAAAAUAAAGGCAGCAUUACGAAAUAAAUAUGGAUAAACAGGAUUUGGAUAAUUAUACACGUGUUCCAUUAGUGUCACUGCCAGAUUCGAUAGCAGCAUGGCAUGAGGAUGUCCCAUGGGUUCCAGGGGUGUCUGAUACGGAUUCACCAGGUAAACCAAAUGGUAAUGCAUAUGAUGAGACUGUGUUAUCAGAUGAUUGUGGUGAUAUAGAGAAACUUAGUCAAUUGGAGAAGUUGAAGAUAAGAGUUAUCAACGGAAAGAUCAAGGAGAACUUGUCGUAUGGUGAGCUGAAGUUGCUGGGAUGCAGCAGUUUAGGAUUUGUUACUGAUGAUGUACGAAGGGUUCUCUGGCCAAAACUCCUGAGGAUAGACGACGAGAAGACCCUGGACACAUCUGAACUCUCUGAUGUUCACAAGAAAAUUGCUAAUAGUGUCUACGAGCAGAUUCUCAAGGAUGUGACGAGGAGUGGAGGUCAUCUGCCUCCAGAUUCCACAGAAGAGGAUUAUGAAAUUUUUCAUCGUAAAUUGACUCAAAUAAUUUGCGGGGUACUCCACAGACACCCAGAAUUGAAUUACUAUCAGGGAUACAAUGAUGUAGCAGCAACAGUCCUCAUCGUCAUGGGUUUGGAGAAAGGCCUCCUGGUGCUUGAAAAAAUAACUGUAGAAUAUUUGGAGAGGUUUAUGGAGCAGACGAUGGAGAAGGUCAAUCAAGAAUUGUUUUAUAUAUUUGCAUUGUUGGAGAGGAUUCAUCCUGCUUUAUUACAGCAUUUAGAAAACGUUGAAUUGUUUCCACAUUUCGCACUGGCCGAGUAUACAACGUGGUAUGCUCAUAAAUACGCUGAGAAUCGUAAAUUACUUCACAGAUUGUUCGAUUUUUUCCUUGGAACACCCACACUGAUGCCCCUUUAUUUGAGCACUGUCAUCGUUGCCCAUCGUGACAUUGAGAUAUUCAAUACAACUCCAGAUAUGGGACACACACAUAAAAUUUUAUGCACCUUACCCGAUGAUUUGCCGUUCGAGGAACUUCUCAUAAAAGCCAAAAAUCUCUACCGAGACUAUCCCCCAGAGUCAAUAAAUGCAGAUGUAAAGGAUUUCGAUCAGAAGAGGAGGUGCAAAGAACGAGAGUGGAAACAAAAAGCUGAAGCUAAUAGAAUAGAGCGCGAGAGACUCAGACGAUUGAAAGUUGCUGUACCCCAACCCAGAAUACCGUAUCGUCUGCGUUCGUAUAGAACUAUUACUGUCGUCACCAUCAUCGCCAUUGGUCUAUAUGCAUUUUUAAAAACAGGUUCUGGACUCAACUGACAUUAGUGGAAAAUCUUGCCUUAAUUUUCUACACCAAAUUUUUCUACAUAACAGGCCAUUUAAAUUAUCCAGAGUAUAUUUAUCCAAAGAUUUUUGCAGUGAGACGGAUGCUUUUGUCUCUGGUAGCAUGAGUUAUUAGUUAAAAUCGACCAUUCCUGUGUGAUGCCUUUAUUCGCUGAGAAGAAGUCAUUUAAAGGGAUAAAACAUAGAAAAUGUAAUGGGAAAAUUGAAUAAUGGUAAGAUUUUGGGUUUUCAAUUUUAAUCGUGAUUGGAUCGAAUUCUUCGGGCUAUUAAAUAACUAAAUUGAAUUCUGGAUUUGAAUGAAUUUUCUUCUCUGCGUUCACGAGGACUGACUAACAAAUCCUCAACCUAUGAAAAAUUGGAGUGAGAGUUAAUUGAACAUUCUGACAGAACGUCACUGUUAAUUAUUUAUUAUAGUGUAAUGAAGAGAAAACUAUUGACAAAAGUGCAAAUUAUAAAAUGUGUUAAAUAUAGACUCAAAUGAUGUGCGGAUUUUUCGUUCGUGAUUUGAAAGGAAAGGGGACAAAUGUAAAAAGUAGAGAAAUUGAAGAUUCGAGCUGUGGAAUAAACUAUUGUUUUUGUCUUUUAAA